AUGGCUGCGCCCGAGCCGUUCGUUCCCCGAGAUGUAACGCGAGUGACGGGAUGCGUGCAGUGUCUCACCGUCACCGAGUUUGUCAAACAUGACUUGGUGGAGGUGACGCGGUCGUGCGCUCGCAAGCAGGUCGGCAGCGACGGUGAGGAGCGGUUCGGAGAGACGGCGACGGGAACGAUGACGAUAGUGCGUUACUGUGACUGGCAGCUGUGCAAUGACAGCAGACGCGUCACGUGGUUUAGAAGUGGCGCCAUCGUGUGCAGCGUCGUGCUGGUGGCGUCGCAUUUGUACGUAACAGGCGCGUGAUGAUGGUCUCUGCUGCAGCACCGGCGACCGAUGGCACGAUGAUGAAAUGCUGUCAACAACAACAACAACAACAACAGCAACAAUAACAACUACUGCUACUACUACUACUACUACUAC
Messenger RNA from Priapulus caudatus, 423 nucleotides. RefSeq lists its product as uncharacterized. The transcript has 3 exons. The record is from RefSeq and is a predicted model, not a curated record. Lineage: Eukaryota; Metazoa; Priapulida; Priapulimorpha; Priapulimorphida; Priapulidae. Bases 1 to 306 code for a protein of 101 amino acids.